Messenger RNA from Colletotrichum truncatum, 894 nucleotides. Lineage: Eukaryota; Fungi; Ascomycota; Sordariomycetes; Glomerellales; Glomerellaceae. The record is from RefSeq and is a predicted model, not a curated record.
AUGAGACCGACGUUGUUUCGCCCAUUCCAAUCCACCCUAAGAGCUCUCGGCCAUGAGAAUCCCCUGGGCCUUCCGAAAUCUGGCACUCCGCCACACUGGCCCAGAAGACCUGAGCGCCGUAAAAUCCGCGGUGUAGAAAAGGUCAUUGCCGUCUCAUCCGCCAAGGGUGGCGUUGGCAAAAGUACAGUUGCAGCCAAUCUAUCGUUGGCCUUUGCCCGUCUAGGCUACCGUGCAGGUAUUCUUGAUACGGACAUUUUUGGCCCUUCGAUCCCGACUCUUUUCAAUCUGUCUGGAGAGCCUAGGCUAUCUCAAAACAACCAGUUGGUGCCAAUGACAAACUAUGGUGUCAAGACCAUGUCCAUGGGCUAUCUUGUUCCAGAGGACGACGCGGUGGUGUGGCGGGGUCCUAUGGUCAUGAAAGCCAUCCAACAACUGCUUCACGAAGUUGACUGGGGUAACCUAGACAUCCUGGUUCUGGACCUACCUCCUGGCACGGGUGAUACACAACUGACUAUCACGCAACAAAUCAUUCUUGACGGGUCCAUCAUUGUUACUACACCUCAUACGCUGGCCGUCAAGGAUGCCGUAAAGGGCGUCAACAUGUUCAACAAAGUCAACACGAACAUCUUGGGUUUGAUCCAAAACAUGUCACUGUUUAAGUGUCCACACUGUCAGGGAGAAACACAUGUCUUUGGAUCCAAUGACAGAGUCGAACGCCUGUGUCAAGACCAUAAAAUCAACUUUUUGGGCGACAUCCCAUUGCACCCAGCUAUUGGCGACGACGCAGAUUUAGGAAAACCCACUGUAGUGUCUGAGCCAACAAGCGAGAGGGCGGAGAUCUUCCUCAAGAUUGCGAAGGACAUUGCCCCAAAGAUUGACCUACGCUCACAUUGA